Symsagittifera roscoffensis is the source of this 4726-nucleotide messenger RNA. Its product is annotated as centriolin-like. The coding region runs from base 176 to 4657 and encodes 1493 amino acids. The record is from RefSeq and is a predicted model, not a curated record. Gene Ontology annotation, molecular function: protein binding. NCBI's taxonomy places the organism in Eukaryota, Metazoa, Xenacoelomorpha, Acoela, Convolutidae. The transcript has a single exon.
UUUCUAAAUAGCUAAACUGGCUGCUGCUAACUCAACUAUUAUAUCUCUUUGGUUAUAUCGCCGUCUUUCUAUUGAUUAAAAUUAUGUGAGCUUUUAUUUACGGUUUCUUUCGAGUUUAACGCCGUCAUUGUUCUACCCAUUAAUGAAAAUCUUCUUUUUCUAAAUUUCCUUAAAAAUGUCCCGAAUUCCUGUAAUGUCCCCGGAGUUUUCCCAAGGUGGUCAUACGCCAAGAUCUCACCGAUCCAGGCUGACUAACUCCAGCGUUUCGCCGGUCACUGACCGAAGUUCCUCACACGCUUCGCCGCCGUCGCAAAAACUGGUCAUGCCCGGGGCUCGAACUCGUAUCACUAGAUCUGAAGAUCCCAAAUCAGAUACAGCAAUGUUGACAGUUCCACGUUCUCGAAAAGACAACUCGGUCAGUCCAGGAGCUUCAAGAACCCGAAUAGCAAAACCGGUUCCAUCGUCUAGCAAAUCACAAGUAGCGUCCACGAGCAAAUCGCCCGCACGUUCCGAGUCGAGCCCACGAGGCAAAACUAAAGAAGUAGUUGGAGGUUCGAAUCCCGGUGUGCUUUACAUCACUGAAAAGUUACUCUUCAAAAUAACUCAAGUAGAGUAUCUUCAUCGUGUUACAGAAUUGAACUUGAGUAUAAAAAGUCCGAAAAAGAUCAAGUUUAUAGAAAAACUAGACGCAUUGUACAAUUUGAAGAAACUUAACUUGAGCAAUAAUAUAAUCGAAAAAAUAGCUGGGUUGGAAAAAUUGAAGAAAUUAGAGCAAUUGGAUUUAUCGAACAAUCUGAUUAGUCUAGUUGGGGAAACUUUGGAAAACUUAGGUUUGCUUCACGAAUUGAAUCUUCGAGGAAAUAAAAUAACUACACUGCCUAAACAGUUUGGGAAAGGGUUGGUGUCUCUGAGAUCCCUGGACAUUUCAGCAAAUCAGAUUGCAAAUUUGAAAUCAGUUGCAAGUUUGGAAAACUUGCCUAAUUUGGCUGCCCUAGGUUUGAAUGAGAACCCAUUUUGUUCGACUGAUGAGUUUUGGGAGAUUCUGAUAACCUAUAGGAUCCCGACCUUGGCGAAUCUCGACGGUCGAGUCGUGACUUCUGAAGAUCAUCGCAAAGCGCACGAGCGGUUCGGUCGAAUGGAGUCGGAUAAACUAAACGAACAGCUCAGAAAAACAAGCGACGAGCUGAUAAAUGAAAAAGCUCUUGAAAGUCAACUACGCGCUCAAAAUCAGAAACUCAUAGCUGAGAACAAAAAGUUACUGGAUGUCAAAUCUGACAGUAAGAAACGACUAACCCAACUGGAGCGAGAUACGGAAAACAACAAUCAACUUCUAGCAAGGAAAGCUAAAGAAGUGAACAAACUAGUCGACAAGAACUAUGAGUUGGAACAAGAACUGGCAUUUUUCAAAAUCGACAAAAAGUUUGGAAACGCUGGCAGCUUUUCGGACUUAACAGCGCCUGAUAAUUCAGAUCUAAGUGAGGACAUGCCUUACAUAGGACGCGCAACGGCAAUGACGCCGCAGAAAAGGCCAAAGAAAUUGAACUUGCAAGAAAACGGAAUGAGAAGCCGUUCUAACGAGUUGGUUGAGCUAAAUAAUCACAACGCGGAUGACGAUACUUCGGCAGCUUCAAUUCCAGAGAUAAUCACGCCGAGAACUCCAACUGUUCGUUUCCAGGAAAUCAAGGAACAAAUGAAGCAGUCUGAGACUCAACUAAACUCAGCUCAGAAGAACCUGACACAGGCUGAAAAUGACGGAAAUCAGUCUCCGUAUUUCAGAAACAGAGAAUUGCCACCUUAUGCAGACAAACUCAGCCCGAACUACCUGCCAGGUCCAAAGACUGGCUAUCGGGGCUUCGUAGAAAACAAAGGCGAGCUUCCUUGGCGGGUUGAAAAACCCACUGAAAAUGAAAAAAGAGGAACCAGUUCUCGCGAUAAUUCUCAAAACACAAAUGGCGUGAAACAAAACAGUGAAUCGGAUUCGAUUAGUGCAGGUGUGAAAAAAGACGAUCGAGAUGUGAACAAAAAGUCAAAGCCGAAUGACAAAAAUGCGGACAAGACCGACUCGUCAAUGACGAGCGAGCUGAGUAUAAACCCGAAGCCAAUUCUGGACGACGCAAUAGUGAAAUAUCGAAGCCUGCAGCAAGAAUUAGAUCAAAUGCUCAAAAUGGUGAGAAAUGAAACAGCAACUGUUAUGGGACUGGAACGUCAGCUAAACAUUGCACCACCUCCUGAUUUAGUUCAUUGUGACGGAAAUUUUCCUCAGACAAUUGACAUUCAAGGUAAGUUUCCAGUACCUUUGCUGCCAAAUGGCGCCAGAAAUGACUUUAUUGGACCAAAUAUUACAUACAUGAAUCCGAGUCCGACUAGUGGUUGGGAAAAUUAUGGGUUUGAUCAGGAAGGUUCUGGUUUCAUACACCCACAGACUAGAUCGCCCAACAUUCCAAAGCCCAAAAAUCCAGCUUUGAUUCAAAACGAUGAACUGAAAGUCGAACUGUCGACGAUGGCAGAAAGUGUAUGUGAAUACAUGACAAACCUUCGCAAAGAAAUUGCUCGUCUACACAAUGUGAAUAACUGCUUGGAAAACAACCUUGAAGUUUCUGUCACACGUGAAAAAGCAAACGACAGCAAAAUCGUAAGAAUUCAGGAUUUGUUCAUUCGGUUGGAGCAUUUCUUGACGUCAUUGAAAGUUUUGUUUGAAGAUAUGAAACAACUGGAACUGAAAAAUAGGGAUUUGAAAGUUAUUCUGGAUAAUUAUCCGGAUCAAGAAACACUCUCGUCUUGGAAAGAAAACAGCGACCAGCUACCGAUGGCAAAACAAGUUGCGAAAAAAAUGCAAGGAGAAAUUAUUAGACUCCAACACGAAGCAAACAAACAAUCUCAGAUUGACCAAAAAUUGAGACACGAAAUGAAACUACAAAACGAACGGGCGUCGAAAUCUGACGAUGAAAAUCAAAAAUUAAGAGUUGAACUUGAUGAAAUGGUUGCAAAACACAGAACUUCAGCUGAUGAAUUGACAAUAGUCCAAAAAAACUUCAGCGAAUAUAUUGAAAACUCUAUAAAACCAGAAGACUUACAACGGCAUGUCCAAGUUUUAGCCAAGGGAACUUCCAACUUCUCGCAAAUGGAAUCUAUUCAAAUGAUUCAUCAAAAUGAUAUAUCAGGUCGAAUUUUAAAAGACUAUCAACUUGUUUUGAACUCAAAAAUUCACGAAAUGCAAACUAAAAUUAAUGCUGCUGAAAAUAGAGAGCAAGAAGUGAACAAAAAACUGAUAGCCGAAACUCAGGAAAACGAAGAACUGAAAAAAUCAGUCGGCCAAACGAGGAAAGAGUAUUCCGAAAGGCGAGAAACAGACCGAAAGGAAAUUGAAUUUAAAAUAAAACAGUGGAAAAAAGAAAUCAAGUCUUUAACUGACAAUCUGCAAAAAGAGAAAAGCAAUUCUCAGAAUCAACUCGAAAAGUUUGAAAUCACACGAGGAAAAUUGAAGGAGAAAAUUGAUAUUCUCGAACGAGAAUUGUUGAUUUACGAUUCGGAAAUUAGUCAAACUCACGACACGCAAAGAAAGGAAAAAAGCCGAUUUGAUCGAGCGGUUGAAUCGUUCCAGCAAAACGAGAAGAACUCGAAAGAUCAAGUUGAAAAUUUGCAAAAAGAAAUCAAAAAGUUACAAAAGUUAGAUUCUCAACAAAAAGAAGACUCUAUUGCAGAGAAACAAGAAAUGGAACAAGAAAUUUCCAAUUUGAAAGCUGAAGUUUCAAAACUGAACAAGAAGUUAUCAUCUAAUGAAAAUGAGUGGAAAACCAACAAAGAAAGUAACUCGGUAUUGAAAAAAUCGCUGACAAAAUUGCAAAUUGAAAACCAAGAACUUGAACAUGACUACACAGAAAUGACCCAAGAAAACGAAAGUUUGAAGUUUCAGAAUAAGAUAACCGCUGAAAACUCAGAAAAGUUUUACGAAACAGAAAUCCAAAAAUUGGGCCAAAUUAUUUCGGCAUUAGAGCUCAAAAUUUGGUCUCUUACGAAAGAAAAAGAAGCCCUGAAUUCUCAACUUUUAGAGAAAAGACAUUUGAUCCAAAAUCAGCAAUUGCAAUCACAAACUGCCGAAGAGAGAAUCCGAAAAGAAUUUUCUAUUGAAAUUGAAAACUUGGAGGAAAAACUAGAUGAAAAAGAUCAACUACUUCACAACUCAGUAAAUUUUGCUGAAAAACUUGAAAAUCUGGAAAACGUGACGAAAGAAAAAGAAACAAAAUUGCAAAACCUCGAAGAAAAACUUGCAAAAACUGAGCAAAAAUUUAGAAAUAUUGACCAAAACUGGUCUGAGUUGAAGAAAGUUGCAUUGCAGCAAAACGGCGUCGGAGAAAUUGUGAGCUUUCUUGAAGGACGAACUUCAAAUUUUGUCUUGACUGAAAAUAUGAGAAAAAAUCUGGUUGAAAUAAACGAGCGAAGAGCCGAGAGUGAACAGCUUAGUCGGAAUAUAUCCGAGAAGAAAUUAGAAUACGAGUACAUAAAACGGAAAACUGAAGAAUUAUAUACUGAAAUUUCCAGAGCGGAGGGUAAAAAAGCCAAGACAGAGGAUCAACUGGAAAUCAUGAAACAAUUGUUGGCCGCUUCUCAGUGGCAAGUGAAAGAGUAUUCCCAGAUGGCUAAUAAUUUGUACCGCUAAUUGCAAUUCACCACUAAAAUAUAAUUUUGGUAUUUAAAUAGUACAAGAUAUUGAAAUAUUGAAAGAGGA